AGCCCCCUUUACCACCCUGUCAGUGUGGAGGAGAAGGGGAGAGAGAGAGAGAGAGAGAGAGGCUGAGAGACUGAGAGACUGAGUGAUAGAGAAAGUGCACGCGAGAGAGAAAGAGAGAGAGCGAGCAACUGUGUGACAGAGGGAAACGAGGCAGGCUGCUUAGAGGAGUGAGAGAGCCAAGGACGAAAUAAGGAACACAUUUUACAAGAGCAGGAAGAGGGAGGAUCGCAGACGAGGGACUCCUUCUGUACUGGACACCUGGGACACAGUCACAUUGAUUGUUUUUUUCACUCGUCUUCUAGCUGGAACCAAGUGGAUUGACUAACCAACUGGUGGAUAUUUUUAAAAAUACGCUUCGUUUCCCUGUGUUAUCUGUCCUCUUGCUGGUUAAGACCGCUGCAGACUGAGAUUGCUUACUGGUUCUGUGCUUGACUCUCAUUUUAUGAUUCUGCUCUGUGCACAAAGUGCAUCUGUCGGCAACCGGUGUUGAGACAUCUCCCCUCUGUCAAGCAGGAGAGCACGCAGCUACCGUCGGAUCAGACUACAGAGAAGAGAGAGAGAGAGCGAGAGAGAGACAGUGUGUGUAUUUAAGAGAGGGAAAGAGAGCGAGAGGGGCAGUGAGAGAGAGUUAGAUUCAGAGUGUUUUGAGAGCGAGGCAGAUUAAAGCGCAGCCGAAAGACUGGAGUGAAACAGCUUAAAUAGAGAAGUGAACCUAUACGUCCUCUCCCGUUUUCCUCGCCAUCCCUUUUCCUCCUCCUCUCCUCCUCCUCCUCCCAUUUUCCAACAUUCACAGGACUACCAGAGCUACUGCCACCUGCACCUCUUCACGUCUUCUCUUUCCCCUUCUUCCUCUACCUCACCCUUAUCACGUGGUACUAUCCAAUACCAGCCAUUAACGGACACGCUGCUCUCGGUUCAAGCAGUUGUGGAAAUAUUUCCAUUGAUCCAGCAGUGAGAGUCUAAGUGAGCAUCCGCCCAAUACUGAGGCUCCUGACCGUUCGUCAGGAGCUUCCCCAUCAGAGGCAGACCUUCUCCCAGCUGCUGUCCGGCACGCAGAUCCUGCCUUCUCCCCGGGAGGACUGGCCAGCAACACACUGGUGCGGGCAGCGAAGACAGGAAUCCCACAGUCCCUCCGUUGCCUCUAUCCCAUUGCUAGCUACUUGGCAGCUCCCGCCCCCGUGUCACCAUUCCCUGCCUCAGUGCUAAGGAUUCCAGCUACAUGGGCAAGCGAUUGGAGCAGCAGCCAAUGUACCCUCAGUACACCUACUACUACCCCCACUAUCUCCAGACCAAGCAGCCCUAUGCUCCACCCCCUCAUCCCAUGGCUCCUCCCAGCCCUAGCACCAACAGCUGCAGCCAGGGAGGGGCAGAGCAGCUGAGUAAGACCAACCUGUAUAUCCGAGGCCUGCCACCUGGGACCACCGACCAGGACCUCAUCAAACUCUGCCAACCGUAUGGAAAAAUAGUGUCAACCAAGGCCAUUCUGGAUAAGAACACCAACCAGUGCAAAGUCCGGCUCAGUGAGCGCACUGCCAAAACAACGUGA
Molecule: messenger RNA, 1546 nt
Organism: Micropterus dolomieu (smallmouth bass)
Lineage: Eukaryota; Metazoa; Chordata; Actinopteri; Centrarchiformes; Centrarchidae
Product: RNA-binding motif, single-stranded-interacting protein 3-like
Exons: 4
Coding region: 1220-1546 (108 amino acids)
Molecular function (GO): RNA binding
Source: RefSeq, a predicted model, not a curated record